GUUAUUUGGGUUAAAGUCACAGUGACAUAACAGAGAUUAUGUAUCUCCCAAGACCAUUCAGUCCUGACUUCACACGCAGAAACAAUGCUUCUCAGUCUAGGCACCCUGCUCGUAGCGCAGUUCCUAGGAGGACACGCCCAAAGUUUAGCUCCUGGUGUGUUUGACCCAAACUGUAGAGACCACCUGGACAAUUGUAAGGAGUUCCAUUCGGACACGUGUAUCAACGCGCUGUUUGAGCAAUGGGUGUUUGACAACUGCCGCCAGCAUUGCAAACUCUGCAUUGGGCCUACAACCCCGGUCACGACUACACCAACUCCUCCGUGUAUUGACGAAGAGAUUUACUGCUACAGCUACCCGGACGAUAUGUGCUCCAAAGACCUCUACCGGGUUUGGGCGGAGGCUAACUGCAGGAAGACUUGUGGGUUCUGUGGUGUUAUUCAGGUUGUGCCCACACCUGCAAUUGGUUAGAUUAUACUGACACUGUAACCACUGCUAUCGACUAUCAUCUGACCAAAAAUUAAAUAUCCCGCCAAUGA
Molecule: messenger RNA, 536 nt
Organism: Haliotis rufescens (red abalone)
Lineage: Eukaryota; Metazoa; Mollusca; Gastropoda; Lepetellida; Haliotidae
Exons: 4
Coding region: 85-468 (127 amino acids)
Source: RefSeq, a predicted model, not a curated record